Aplosporella prunicola CBS 121167 is the source of this 1416-nucleotide messenger RNA. RefSeq lists its product as uncharacterized. Bases 1 to 1053 code for a protein of 350 amino acids. The record is from RefSeq and is a predicted model, not a curated record. The transcript has 6 exons. NCBI's taxonomy places the organism in Eukaryota, Fungi, Ascomycota, Dothideomycetes, Botryosphaeriales, Aplosporellaceae.
AUGAACAAUUCGCCAAACUCUUGGACUUGGACUUGGAACCGCCAGUACGACGACUACUACACACAAUACUGGAAUGGCGCCCGAUUCGUCACUGUUUGGGGCAAAUAUGUGACGAGCAAUAGGCAGCACCCUUCGUUCCAGCUACUCUAUCAAUCUUUGUAUCCGGUUCUGUGCCAAAGGCAGCAGCAGCAACAGCCACAACCCUCGAAUGAGCAUCACCAAGAGGCAAGACAUGAGAGUGAAGUGAAUGACGAGGACGAAGAAGAAGAUGAGAAUGAUGAAGAUGGAGAACAUGAUGAAGACAAAGGUGGAAACGAACAUGAAUCAGAACAACAGCAGCAGCAGACUAACCAUCGUGACUCUGUGAUUUUUCACUCAAACUGUCCCGUGCGAACUCCGAGCCUCUCAGCUCAAUCGAGAACGGAAACAGAGAGUGUUAUAUCAGCCGACUUCCCGGCACAUACAAUCAGAGGAAACCCGCAACAGGGGCGAUGGUCAGCUCUAGAUUCCAGCUACCAGAUUCAACCCAACGCGCGACAGUUCUUCAAGCAAGGCCGCAUGUUCGCGAUUCUUUUCAGCGAGCCGAUGGGUGAGACCGCACCGCCGAACUUGGCGAGGGACAACGUGACCGUCGUCAUCUACGGCGGGCACGUCUACACAGACAUCCGGCGCUUUGUUGUCGUGAAAGAGAAGCGGGGGUUCUGCUACGCCUGCCCCGUCUCGACUUACAAACGCAGAGGCACCACAAAGCCCGGCGUAGACGCAAACGCCCACGCCAUCGUGUACUGCACGAACUCACGCCCCUACUACCUGCUGGGCGAGAACCGGAUGACCAAGGAGCCCAUCGCCAUCGAGCCCGCUAACAGCUCCGUCACGCUGGAGCCGGAAUCGCGCAUUAAUUUUGGCCUGCACCAUCCCAUCCAGCACAACGUCAAAGUGAAAGACCUCGGUCGUGUCUGCGCGCAAGACAUGGGCAGGUUGAUCGCCUACUGGCAUUUGGAGAACGAUUUCGAGGAGGCUGGGAGCCUGCUGGAAACUUUGAACUUGGGUUAAGCUACGGAAAGGUGUGUCGUCGGACAGGGUCUGGAUGGCAUGCUUACGGUGCACGCAUUAUACGUUUCCGCACUCUUUCCUUACACGCAUUUUCUUUGGUUGGAUAAGACGUUCCGUGGACGAGCUUCUGUCGAACCGUUUUCCUACAGUUGUCACGGCCGAAAUACGUCUUUCCUACAGCCAUGAGUCGUCUACGGAGUUACCAUACGUAAUUUCUUUGUUUCCAAUUCAUGCAACCAUCGCAUAUGCACCAGUGUCAGGCCGAGAAGCGACUGGAUGAUGUAUUAACCUGCACCGCGUUACCAUCCUCAUCAUCAAGAGAGAUUUACCGUCUAGUGAGAUAGGGAAGGAUAUAAGCAUUUC